Chrysoperla carnea is the source of this 4009-nucleotide messenger RNA. RefSeq lists its product as uncharacterized. NCBI's taxonomy places the organism in Eukaryota, Metazoa, Arthropoda, Insecta, Neuroptera, Chrysopidae. The coding region runs from base 3 to 1739 and encodes 578 amino acids. The record is from RefSeq and is a predicted model, not a curated record. The transcript has 8 exons.
UUAUGCUUGUUUUAACGUUAAUAAAAUUAAGCGAUUGUUAUCCAACAUUUGUAAACAGCGAUUACAACAGCGAUUAUAAUGACGAUUAUUAUAGUGAAGACAUUGAACAGUUAAAAAAGAGUGAUGUGCUUAAAAAUAUGAUUAGUUCCUAUAUCGAUAAUUAUUUCGAUGAACAUCGAAAACCUAAUAACUUCGAUGAAGAUUAUCAAAACGAUGAAAGUGUAAUGCAAACGCAUAAUGAUAGUGGUUUAACAAAAUUACAUAAAAUUGGAAAAUUAGAGGAAAAUAAUAAUACAAUUGGAAACUUAUAUUUUCCAUUUUUGAAUACAACAUUAGCGAAAUUGAUCAAUUCAACAUCUGCGCAACAGCAAACGCAUCAACAAACAUGGAACGAUAAUUUAUCGUUGAAAUAUAAACGGCAAGAAAUUAAUAAUAAUAUUGAAACGGAUGAAAAAUUAAACCGUCAAUGGAAUAAAAAAAUAGACAAAGAAACGCGCAAGAAUGAAAUAAAAAAACAAAUAUUAUUUCUGGUUGGACGAACAGAGUCGUCUCUAGAUACGUCGACACCUACAAAUAAACUCAAUUCUGAUACAAUGCCCGAUUUUAGUGACAUGUUUUCAAAGGGUACAUCGAAAAGUUUUGCAAUUAAUGAAAAAUAUCAAAAUUUUAUACCAAAAUGUGAAAUUCCAAGGAAUACGGAUGAAGAAACUUGGAAAGAUAGUACAAAUAUGAAUCUGUAUUUUAAUAUAAAUAUAUCAUCCCCUAGGGAGGGAUACAAUUUAUACAUCGCAAAAGCUACCCUUAGUUUAUUUAGGAUCUCACCAGAGAAUCUCACUCAAAAUGAAAAUCAUUCAACCAAAGAAAAUAGUGGCGACAAUUCGAAUUUAAAUUUCUUGGAACAAGAAGAUCGUCAAAUUCGAGUAUCCAUUUACUGGUAUACACGAUCAUUAAAAAAACAUCGAGUAAAACGACGUUUAUCUGACAGCAAAAUGAUCUACGUAUACGAUAAUAAACAUUUUGGCGAAUGGAUUGAAUUUAAUAUUCGACCAGCCGCGAAAAGUUGGCUAAAAACUGGGCGAAAUUUAGGACUUGGUGUUGUGAUUGAAGAUCAAGAAGGCACAGUGCUGCCAGCAAAUAAAUAUUUCAAGCAUUUGGACUGUUUCAACAAUAAUCAGGCUAGUCAAACUACUGCAUCAAACAAUCCAAAGCCCCAACAAAUAUACGACCUCCACGAAAUACUCAGCACCAACCAUCAACAAAAAUCCAACGACAUCGACAAACCGCAGCAUACCGUCCAACAUAACCGAAAACACCAUGAACAUCGGCAACACGUCCUCGGUUCACCCACAACCACCGAUGCUCAAAGUCCAAUAUUUUCAUAUUUACCAACUUUAAGAUUAUGCACAAUUGAAAUCCCAGCAAAUAUGGAUAAAUCCAAAAUAAACGAAUUAAAACGUAAUCAUUGUCAUUAUCAAUUUUUCGAUCCGUUAAGUAUAAACAUCAAUUUUGAAAGUACAACAGAAACAUUGCUACAAAAUGAUGGUCCACCAUUGUUAGCAGAGACAACAACCCAUCGAACACGACAUCGUAAUCAUAGAGUCGAACCGCGAGAGGGUACACGACCCGAUCCACGAGAUGGCAUACAAAAUCAGAUGAUUGUUAUCACAAAUCAACAGUUAAUUAAAUUAUUAGAAGAUAUGAAUUCAACAUCAACAGAGACAUCUAUCAACAGUAGAUAAAACCUUUGUGUAACUUCCUAAACUAUAUACAGUCAAAAUUGGUUAUAGCGACAUUCACGACAUCUACAAUUAUGGACGUUUUAUCUGAUAGUCGCGGAUUUUCAGAGUAGAUAAUUUUUAGACUCUUUCACUUAAAACCACGCUUUUCCAAAGAAAAAGAACAGCCUGGUUACUUAAAGACAAACUAGAACUCAAAAACGUCGAACCAGGUAUUUUUCUUCGGAGAAGAAUGACUUUUAAUGAAUUUACAUUACAGAUAGAAAUUCAUAAAGUUGUUCCUUACAAAAAAUGGAACAGGCUUGAAAUUUUCGUACCAAAUAAGCUGGCACCCCGACGCUUUGGCCCAGUUUGCUUUGUGUUGGUAAAUUAAAAAAAAAAAAGUUACUUCGGUUUUAAAUUAAGUGAAUAAUUUUGAAAAUAAAUUUUGUUCGUUAUAGACGACUAAUUCCAAUAAUGAUUGGUCGCUAUAACCAAUAUGUCGUUAUAUCCGGUUUUGAUCGUAUAAAAAAAAAACAUUGAAAGACUGUUUUAAUUUAAAGUGAAAGUUUUUUUAAGUUUUAAAUUUUCAUACCCGAGGAGCGUUGGGUAUUAAGACGUUUUUUUUUUUUUAAAUUUGUGUGUAAAUGUGGACGAAUUUUAUAAAAGCAUUCAUCUGUUUUUUAGAUGACUCUCCUCCCCCGAAAACAAAACAUAAAGACAUGUGCAAAUUGAGUGCGCGUGAAAGAAUUGAAACUUCUUUGGUGAUAUGUGAGGUAUUAAAAUUUGAAAGGGUUAGGAGAAAGAAAAAGGAAACGGUCUGAUGAAUCUGCAGGAAGGCUAGACUCGAUUGGUUAAGAUUUGAGUAUGGAGGGUAGAAGGUAGGAGGAAAAGUGUCCGUCAAAAAGCAUUAAAAUUUGACACAGUGCUGUUGUAACCAAAGUGUAAAUUUUAAAGUAAUAAGAAUAGGAUAAAGAACUAACCAAGUUAUUAGAGAAGGACUUUGCUAUACAAGCGCCCUUUUGACAUUCUGGUCAAUUCUAGAACUGUUAUUUAAUACUUUCAGCUUUAUCUCCAUAAAUUUAAGUUAAGAGUAAGUCCUAGAAGAUCUUUUGUAUUGUAACUACUUUGAUCUAUUGUACCUCCUUUGCCUCAAAGGUGCUCCAGAAGUCCUAUUGCUUUAAUAAACUUCAGAAUAUUCCCAGACGAGACUUCAUUUAUUUCACUUGGGUGGAGAUCAGUCCACCCUAAGUGAUGAUGGCGUUUGAGCGAGAGAGAUAAGCUUUCACAUUCACACAGAAUGCAAAUUUGAGUUUCGUCCUCCUCAUUACAAAGUCAGAGAUCGGUCUUUGACAAUGUUCAGUGACCAACCCUGUAAGUAUUCUCAAAAAAUUUGGCUUCAGUUGCAAACUCUCUGAACUUUUUUUCUAUGAAAAGCCCUUUACAAGAGUUUUUGCAUGGUCUCGGCCAUGAAUUUUGCUCAAGAGCCGUUAAUUGUGCUUCCCUCCCCCCUCUUGGCUAGCAAAUCAUGAAUUUUUGGUCAAGUAACUCAAAAUGUUUCAUAAUAUUUCAUCAUCGAUUCCGCCGUGCCCGUAACCUUAUAAUUUGACUCUACAUCGCAAGAAAAAGAAGUUUCAUUUCAAAACAAAUUAAAAACAACAUUGCCAACUUAAAAUAAACAAAAUUUUUUUUAAAAUUGUGAUUGUAUAAAAAAAUAUGUUUUAUUGUUAAUUAAUAUUUAAUUUAAAAGUUUCUUUAAUUUUCCUCGAUACUUUGCAGUGCGGUGCGCCAUCUGUUCGAUAUUCGUUGAACUAUUCUAACAGACUGUUGUUCAAAGAGAAAUCAUAUUAUAAAACUAUUAUCUUUAAAAAAACAAAUCGUUUGUUGUAUUUACAGGAAACGUAACCGUUUACGAUCUUUUCAUUUGUCCAGGAUUUUCAGAAAAAUGGAACAAAAUAUAUUAAAGAGCAAGUGGAUAACAAGAGGGCGCCAGAGAAGACUGAGAGUGUCCGCAGAUAAGAGAGAGAACGCUGCCGAGCUACCAUAUCAUGUUGACCUCAUCAUAUGAUACAUAGAGAUAUCGUAGCUCGACAGCGUUUUCUCUUUUACCUGCUGACUACCUCACUUAAGACUAUCAUAGGCACUUGCGCCCUCUAUUCUUUAUAGCAUCUCUAUGGUUUUUGUUCGACGAGAUGAAAAUUAAAUAAAACUUUUUGGGAUCACAUUUCAUGGAAAAAUGUCUCAAACGAAAUCUGUGGACUUUAAAUCCGAUUCAUAGCUGAUAAAAAAUUAAA